AUGAUGGGUGAUGAAAAUCUAAUAAAGUUAAUGAUUAAGAAUAAUGCAGAUUGUACUCUUGUUACAAAGGAUAAUGAAACUGGCUAUCAGAUAGCUAUUCGAAAUCGACAGUAUCCAGUUAUUAGUUGUUUAAUGCCACUAAACGAGAUAAAGUGUGAACCGUUUCUUGAUUUAGUAUCAAAUGCUAAAACGUUUAGGGACUAUUUAAAAUAUUUGUUAAAAACGGAUGGCAUGGGACUUUUAAAAUACACUCGCGAAGAACAGUUAAUAAAAACUGAAGUGGAAAUAUACGUCAAACAACUAUUGUUUCAUGUUGAACAAAUGGAUCCAUUGUUCAAAUUUAAAGUUAUUCCUAGUGGCAGCUUCUACGAAAACACACGAGUGGGAUUUCCGACAGAAUUUGAUUUCAUGAUUGAUUUGAUUUAUAUUGGAUCGUUAUGUGAAUUUUUUGAAGUAGAAGAGGUAGAUCCACCUGGUUUUGGAAGAUUACGAUUGAAAAGUUCCACAGCACGUGAAGAAUUAGAACAAUUUAUUGAACCUGUUACACAGUGUUUAUCAUCAGGAAAAGUGAGAAAACGUUUUUAUCACUUGCUAACAUCAGCUAGAAGUCAUGUGAUAUGUAAAGAAUCAAUGAAACUAUUUCAUAAUUUAAAAAUGCGAUGGACAAGUGGUGAUAAAAGAUGUGGAACAGCCAUACACGCUGAAUGGUGUGGAAGUCAAUAUGCUAACCUCUUAAUCAAAAUUGAUAUUAUCCCAUGUAUAACUGUCCAAGGAUGGCCAACAUCCGCUAAUGUAGCAUGCCCAGCAGGUACUCAAUAUUUUCACGUUAUUGCCAGAAGUACAGCGUCACAUUUGACCUAUUUAUGGCGAAUAUCAACAACAUCGACUGAAGUCAAUUUUUUUCAAAAUUUAUCCAUUGAAAAAAAAUGUGGUUAUGCAAUAUUGAAAAUUAUACGAAAUGCAAUACCCUAUCAAUGUAGUAUAUAUCAAGGAAAAAUGAAAGUUGAUUAUGGUAUAGAAGAUCUGUUAACAUCAUAUACAUUAAAAAUGGAAUAUCUAUUUGAAUUAAAAAAGUAUCCAAAUGAUAGCGAUUGGAUGCGUGGAAAUUUUUGUUAUCGGAUUAUGUCCAUUUUUAAAAGAAUAUACAAACAUUUACAAUUGAACAAAAUCAUGUCGUUUUACAUUAGAAAUUACAAUGUUUUAGAUAGUGAAGAGUUUUUAUUAAUACGUCCACAUGAACUCAAGUAUGUCCGCUCAAUUUUAACUCAUUUGAAACACAAACAACUGGAGAACAAAGCAGCUAAACGUCUAAGAAGUAAUAGUUGUUCGACUCCGAAAGUUGUUCAGAUUCCGAAGAAAUUUCUUCUUAAAGAACGCGCAGAAAGUUUUGAAUUGUAA
Didymodactylos carnosus is the source of this 1398-nucleotide messenger RNA. Lineage: Eukaryota; Metazoa; Rotifera; Eurotatoria; Philodinida; Philodinidae. The record is from the annotation of a GenBank genome assembly.